AUGACUUUUCUACUUAUUACGAAACCGGAGGUCCGGUCGGUCAAGCUGCUCGGAUCUUGGGAUAACUUCUCUAAGCAAUAUGUCAUGGAAAGAGACACGCGAGCCGGUCCCGGACACUGGAAAGGAUGCCACACUUUUACGGAUAUGAUAGGCGAUGGACCAGACAAGACUCAAUGGCGAACAGGGGGUCUGAAGAUGGGUGGUACUUACUGGUAUUAUUAUUUGCUCGAUGAUGAUAUAGAGUAUUACAACGAGGCAGAGCCAACGACGACAGUGUGCCCUCUUCUUCCCGGGCAGCCCAUGAAUGUGUUAAAUGUCCCUAUCAUUUUACCCGACAGCCGCGCACAUGGACGUUCGGCCAGUGGCAGCUCUCAGAAAUCCGACAAUCUUCGGACCAUGAACCCCGAGGACAAGUUUAUGAACCCACGGAAGCCGCCACCCCAGCCCCAGCCUUCCGCCGCGAAGCGAGUCCCGCACACUCUGAGAGUAGAUCUCCGAUGGCCGGAAUACACCGAAGUGUAUCUCAGCCGCACAGUGCCGCUCGCAAGGGCCACAAGAAAGAUUCACGUUCUAUGUCUCCCCCCACGAGCCCGAGCCCUUCUGGCUGCUUUCAGGCAACCCGCCGAGGCGGAUAGGAAAUUCGAGCCAGUGCAACCAGUGAAUACUUCUAAGAUAGUACCGCAGCAGAAUGAUGUUGUUGAGCAUCGCCGCAAUAUCCCUGGAAUCAAGGUCAACGCCGGAAUUGCGAUCCCAUCCUCGAGCUCUGCCGACAGACCCGGCCCGUCCACCAUUCAAAGUCGCCGCGCGAUGAAAGCAACUCCUGGAGAAUCAACACCGGGUCGUCUUCUUACAGUGCAGACGCGUCCGGAGCCACGCAAACUCAGUCCUUCUCGAAGCGCAAACGGAAACACUGCGGAAUUUGACGAAAAUCGUGCGAUCAGGGAAGCGCUGAAAGAUAUCGCCAGCUCCAGUGAAUUGCCCACUCCAACUGCCGGGUUUACCAAAGAAAAGAGGCUCCCUACACUCCCAAACACGCCAUCUUCAGUCAUGGAUGAAGCAGUUCGCGCCAUCGAUGAGAGAGACAAGGCGAUGGAUGGCGAGAUCCCGCGCAGUUAUUUCUCCAGCAUGACAGCAACGACAAUCGACACUACCCACUCCCGCUUCGUGCCUGAAUACAGUCGGUUCUCGGAAUGGAGUACUGACACUGAAACCGACUACAACCCGCACGAAUCGAUGACAUCGGCCUCCGCAUCCGACCAACACCAGGACGAGUCUUCGGCCGAAAGAUGGAGAACACCAGACCUCUCCCAGUCUGGCGAUGCAUCCGGAGAGCUCCCUCCCUGGAGCGUCAAUCUUCCCGAACUCACCGUCUCUCUGUCCACACCUGACAUCGACUGUUCCGGCCUGGGCAUCGACAACGUGGAUGAGGUGGAAAGCAAUCCCAAGCGACACGCUGCCCUGUUUAGCGCCCUUGAAUCUAUGGAAGCCCUCGCGAUGUCGCGUAGCCCCAUUGGCUCCCCGAUCCUGCUCCCCCCAAGUCCCUAG
Messenger RNA from Penicillium mononematosum, 1545 nucleotides. RefSeq lists its product as uncharacterized. The coding region runs from base 1 to 1545 and encodes 514 amino acids. The transcript has 5 exons. NCBI's taxonomy places the organism in Eukaryota, Fungi, Ascomycota, Eurotiomycetes, Eurotiales, Aspergillaceae. The record is from RefSeq and is a predicted model, not a curated record.